CCGACGGCCUAUCUCGACCUGCACAGUAUGGAUCAGACCUCGAUGGAUAGCCAUUUACCGGAACACAAUGUUGGAUACCAACUCCUUCUGAAGAUGGGUUGGAGCAAGGGGAAAGGACUGGGGCGGGGCGGAGAAGGCCGAGUGGAUCCCGUCCGUAUCAUUGUCAAGGAGGACACUCUAGGUGUUGGAAAAGGGGAGGAAUUGGAUACAUAUCACCAAGAGAGCACGGCAAAGCGAAAAGCGCUGGAUAGCGAGAAGAUUGCCGAGGAAACGGAGGCUGAGCGGGACCAACGCCAGACCAAAGUGCAGCGAGUGGAGGCAAUAAAAGAAGAAAUCAAGGCCGUCACUGCGGCAUUCUUCUGUGAGACCUGCCGGAAACAGUACAGCAAGAUAUCGGAAUACGAGGCACACCUCGUCUCGUACGAUCACCAUCACGCGAAGCGUUUCAAGGAGAUGAAAGAGAUGAGCCGGAAAGGGCUAAAUGUCGUUGCGGAGAAGCGGAGACGUGGGGACAAGGAGCGUGCUAGGGAGGAGAAGGAACUGCGGAAGCUGCAGGAAGCU
Fimicolochytrium jonesii is the source of this 561-nucleotide messenger RNA. RefSeq lists its product as uncharacterized. NCBI's taxonomy places the organism in Eukaryota, Fungi, Chytridiomycota, Chytridiomycetes, Spizellomycetales, Powellomycetaceae. Gene Ontology annotation, molecular function: nucleic acid binding. The transcript has 3 exons. The record is from RefSeq and is a predicted model, not a curated record. The annotation marks the transcript as partial.